Messenger RNA from Menidia menidia (Atlantic silverside), 3572 nucleotides. The record is from the annotation of a GenBank genome assembly. NCBI's taxonomy places the organism in Eukaryota, Metazoa, Chordata, Actinopteri, Atheriniformes, Atherinopsidae.
UACCUUUCCGGUUUCUCUCGGUUUCUGCCUCAGGUCACUCCCUCCUCACUGCUGUCAGCAGCUCUCGCUCCAAACUUGGCAGUAGCUGCGUUCUGGUUUUUUCUUCCCGCUUAUCUUUUUUCCUUUUUCGUUGCUCUUUUCGGAGUUUUUAAAACGAUCGAGAGAUUUUAAUAGUGGAUUCAUGAGUGCGUCGGGGCGGCUUUCCAGCGGGAGGAGUUGUCGUGUUUUCUUCGCCAGCAGUUGAAGAGCAACUUGGGGGGAGAGAAAUGUCCAGCUGAGGACGGGAGAUCUUGAAUACUACCGGGCCUCUUUUUUUUGUAAUGAUUGAUCAAUGCUGCCACAAUGGCGUUUAAGGCACAGGUUUUAUAUGACUUCACUGCUGAGCCUGGAAACAAUGAGUUGACGGUGAAAGAAGGCGAGACAAUUACUGUCACCAAUCAGAGUAUUGGAGGCGGGUGGAUUGAAGCACAGAACUCCCGAGGGGAGGUUGGACUGGUGCCUGAAGAUUACAUUGAGCUCAAUAAGUCGUUCCCUGUGUUCCAAGGAGCAGGAACCACAGUAACUACUCCAAGUGUGGGAAAUGUUGCGGCCUCAGACUUGUCUUUCUUCGAUGCAUUUGCACCUGCAUCAGCAUCCGCACCGCACCAGGUGGAUGCUGGGGCUUUGAGUCCCCAGCCAGACACCCCCGACACCCCAGUUUCCCCCUUCCUUUCAUCCCCUGAUGAGGCUAGUAAUGGGAACGAUACCUGGCCGGCCUGGGGCGCGGACCCGUCAGGGGGCUCCAACAGCAAUUGGGCUUCUAAUCCAGAGGGCACCCAGACUGGGAAGACUGCUGCUGACCCCUGGGCCUCUGUAUCACAGGGCCACCCUCAGGCUUACCAAGGCCCAGGAGCAGAGGAUGACGAGUGGGAUGACGAAUGGGAUGACGUCAAGUCCACUGGCGGUUAUGCAGAAUCUGAAGCUGGAGACAGUGGGGCAAUGCAAAGAGGUGGCGCACAUGGCUCUUCAAUGAAAAUAUCCCUCAACAACAGGUUUCCCGGGUUCUCCAAGUCUGGUCCAGAGCUCUACCUCCUAUGCAAGCAGAUACCCAAAGGCAAAGACAAGCUAUCCAUUUAUAUUGGAGAGGUUGGUCCAGUGUGGCAUUACCCAGAAAGCCAGCUGGACUGUGUUGUGGCUGAUCCCAAGAAAGGCUCGAAGAUGUACGGCCUAAAGAGCUACAUCGAGUACCAAAUCACACCCAAUACCACAAAUCGGACUGUCAAUCACAGAUAUAAGCAUUUUGAUUGGCUUUAUGAGAGGCUCCUGGACAAAUUUGGGUCAGCCAUCCCUAUCCCUUCCUUACCAGACAAGCAGGUGACAGGCCGCUUUGAGGAAGAGUUUAUUAAGAUGCGGAUGGAGCGGUUGCAAGGUUGGAUGACUAGGAUGUGCAGACAUCCUGUUGUAUCCUACAGCGAGGUGUUUCAGCUUUUCCUCACAUACAAGGAUGAGAAGGACUGGAAAAUGGGGAAGAGAAAAGCAGAAAAAGACGAGACAGUUGGAGUGAUGAUCUUCUCCACGAUAGAGCCGGAAGCUGCAGACCUGGAUCUCAGUGAAGUGGACCAGAAAUGUGAGCAGUUUAGCAGAUUUACCAAAGCCAUGGACGACGGCGUGAAGGAAAUCCUCACCGUGGGACAAGAGCACUGGAAGAGAUGCACAGGACCUCUGCCAAAAGAGUACCAGAGAAUCGGAAAAGCCUUCCAAAACCUCUCCUCUGUCUUCACCAGCAGUGGAUACCAAGGCGAGUCGACUCUGACGGAUGCCAUGACUGCAGCAGGAAAGACGUAUGAGGAGAUAGCCCAGUUGGUGGCAGAGCAGCCAAGAAAAGAUCUCCACUUCCUCAUGGAAACCAACAAUGAAUAUAAGGGUCUUCUCGGAUGCUUCCCAGACACCAUUGGAGUCCAUAAGGCAGGCAUAGACAAGGUGAAGGAAGCUGAUAAGCUGGUAGCCACCAAUAAAAUUACUCCUCAGGACAAAGUCACCAUGGCUAAGCGCGUCAGCACCAUGUCUUAUGCAUUACAAGCUGAGAUGAACCACUUCCAUAGCAACCGUAUCUAUGACUACAACAGGGUCAUGCAGUUGUACCUGGAGGAGCAAGUCAAGUUUUAUGAGACGAUUGCUGCCAAGCUGAGACAAGCACACAGUCAGUUCACCACAAUGUGAAAUCAGUCUCCUGCCACCCGAUGAGAAAUUACACCAGUGCAACAUCUUCAAAUGUUUUAGUUUCUGAUCCAUUGUCUACUCACCCUUUAAAUCUAAUUCCCCCUCUUUAUUCCUCUUACUCUGACCACAUGUGAUUUAUUUUUUUAUUUUUUUACUGCCCAUGCCAACAGUCCCACCUCAGGAUGUUACUUUUCACUACUGCUCACUGAGGUUUAUGCACAGUUAAUGAGUUCAAGAGCAGAGAAGUCGCUGACACAGGUUUUUAAGAGCAGCAAAGAUGGCAAAUACUUGAUUUACAUACACUUUUUCCUUUCAGAUCAGCAGCUUGUAACACAGUAAAGAAGUAAGUAAGAGGUAAACCUACUGGGUGCAACCUUGUUGCAGCCAUGAACUGUUUCAUUGCAUUGAGUUAAACUGCCAUGUUAGUCUCUGUGGGACACAGUUUUAUACAACUUUGUGUGCAAAUGUUAUAUCGGAAUCUUUUAAAGCAAUACUUUACUGUUUUUCCAAUCUUCCAUUUAAGUUUCUAAAGUAUCUGCAAAUUGGGCAACAAUGAUAUCUGCAGACUGAAAUAUAUACAUGCAGACAUCAAACACCAAAGGCGCUGUCCGCUUUGUCAGAGGGGAUAACCGGGUAUUUCCUUUCCAAAAGCACCCUUUUGCCUUGGUAAACACUGUUUGCAUUCACCACCGCUGUGUAUAGAACUUUAGAAGCAUUCGUCUUUGCCUUUAAGCAGACAGAAGCAGAGUGUGUGCUCCCUGCAUGUCCACUGCUGGCAGUGUCUUGGCCCUUUUCAUCCUGCACUUCCUCAAAAGCUAACAGGAAGCUCCACCUUCUUCCUGACAUACUCACAUCUCUUGUGCCUUUUGAAACAGAAAUGUUUAAAUUAGUCAACGCCCCCCCCCCCAUGUGCACAUACUCUGACACUGCAGUUUACAUGUCACCAGACAAAUGUGGAAAAAGAGAGCAAGAACCCAGGUUGGAGUUAAAAACUCAGCUCUGCUGGUUCCCCUGGGGCAUAUUUGUUUUCCUUGUUUAAUCCGAUUUUGUUGUUUGAAAUGAAGGCUUAACAGCAGGAGAGUUGACAGUCAUGGAAGUAAUGCAUUAUUUGAUGUUUUUUUUGUUUUCUUUGCUCAGUUUUCAAUCAGUCUCUAUUCUGGUUCACUCUUUUCUUCUUUCCUCGAUAUAUAUAUAUAUAUAUAUGAUAUAUAUAUGUAUACUCUAUGUCACUCUGUGUCAGGCGCCCUUGUCAUUAAGAUGAUGUUUUAUGUAUAGAAGUAUUUGCUACAUGGUGUCGCUGAAAGAAGAGCAAAAUUUGUUUGAUUUAUUAAACAAUGAUUUGUACUCACUGAGAGGUUUGUGUGUGAAUGAAU